AUGAAUCAAAAUCGGGCCCUACAUUUUAGUGGGCCUUAUGAACAUCGCCCAUUGGGCUACGACUACAAUUUUAAAUGUCACUGGGCCGAAGUUAAGAGAGGGAGAGAGGUCAGAAGUCAGAACACAGAACAAUAUUACCCACCACACCCGCCGGAACUCAGUCAGCACUCCAUCUCCGAUUGGCAGGCGCAACCGGAAGCUGCCCUGAAGAACUUAUUUCACAGACAAAGAUCCAAAGCGCUGUACUUGGAAGCAUUUUUCCGUGUCGUGUUAAUUUUGUAUGGGGAAUGGCAAGAUGCUCAUCUGGAGGUUAGGUACACAGAUGUGGACUAUUUUGUGUUUUCUGAUGCUGCAACCUUAAUGGCAAAUGGAAAAUCACCUUAUGAAAGAUCAACAUAUCGGUAUUCGCCACUUAUUGCUUUUCUCCUCAUACCUAAUUCGUUUCUACAUCAUUCAUGGGGAAAAUUUCUUUUCUCAGCAUCAGAUCUAUUGGUGGGGUUUUUUAUCCACAGAAUUUUGAAGUUACGAGGAGUUCCCGAAAAAAUCUGCACUUACGCCACAAUGAUAUGGCUUUUCAACCCAUUUACCUUCACAAUUGGAACACGUGGCAACUGUGAGCCCAUCGUUUGCUCCAUGGUUCUUGGGAUCUUAAUCUGUUUGAUGAAUGAUCGUCCCUCACAGGCUGCAUUCUGGUAUGGGCUUAUUGUCCACCUGAGGAUAUAUCCAAUAAUAUAUGCACUUCCCAUCAUCUUCGUUCUUGAUCCCCUGCAUUUUCGACCAGGUAAAAAGCCCACCCUCGUGGACUGGAAUUCUAGAUCAUCAAACUCAUCAUGGGUUUGGCACAACUCAAAAAUAACCUAUUCCCACUAUAUUCGGAACAUUCUAACAAGCAUAUUCACUUGGAAAAGGGUCGUAUUUGGGAUUAUAUCUGCUUCCACUUUCUUCAUCUUCACCGGAUUCUUUUUCUAUUUAUAUGGAUGGGAUUUCUUGCAUGAGGCCCUAAUGUACCAUCUCACGCGUACAGACCCACGCCAUAAUUUCUCCAUAUACUUCUACCACAUAUACAUCCACUACGAACACGAGUUCUCGAUCCUGGAAAAGCUGAUUGCCUUUCUGCCUCAGUUUACUGUCCAGCUGGUUCUGAUUUUCCGCUUUGCGCUCGACUUGCCUUUCUCUUUCUUUCUGCAGACACUGGCGUUUGUAGCAUUUAACAAGGUGAUAACGGCACAAUACUUCGUCUGGUUUUUUUGUCUGUUGCCUCUAAUACUGCCAUGGACUACUAUGAAGCUUAAAUGGAGAGGCCUGGCAUGCAUAUCUGUGUGGAUUGGAGCUCAAGUCCAUUGGCUAAUGUGGGGUUACUUGCUGGAAUUCCGGGGCAAGAAUGUCUUUUUGCAGCUAUGGCUGGCAAGUUUGUUAAUCUUGGCAGCUAAUACUUUUGUUAUCAUCAGUGUGAUACGUGGUCAUGUGUACUGCCCUCUCUUCAAACGGUUGCAGGAAGCAGAUCCAACUGAAAUUGUGAAACACGAUUAG
Molecule: messenger RNA, 1530 nt
Organism: Striga hermonthica
Lineage: Eukaryota; Viridiplantae; Streptophyta; Magnoliopsida; Lamiales; Orobanchaceae
Source: the annotation of a GenBank genome assembly